AUGAGGGGUGGAGCAGCAGCAUUUGAUUUGGCAAUUGGCUUAAGCAAGGCUGUGAUCUCAGCCUCAAACAAGAAGGGAAGGCAAUGUUUGUGGGGUUCUCAAGUGGAGGAGACACUCCACAGGUUGGGAUGGCGCCAAUGCCUGACCCCAUCACUGGUGGCCAAUGUCAUAGACCCUUUCCUCCUCGCUCACCAUUCCCUUGCUCUUGGCUUCUUUAAUUGGGCCUCUCAGCAGCCUGGCUUUGCCCACACACCCUUCACCUUCCACUCACUCCUCAAAUCACUCUCACACACCAACCACUUCACUGCCAUUCAUUCACUCCUCAAACAAGCCAAGGCCCUCAACUUUCCCAUCCAUCCUUCCCUUUGGAGCUCCAUUAUAGCAUCCCAUGUUGCCCACAACCGUGCUCGGCAAGCCUUUUCGCUCUUUGGUAGUUUUGCUCCACUUUGUGCUGAAAUUGGAGGGCCCACGUGUAACUCGCUCUUGGCUGCCCUUGCCUCUGAUGGGUGCUUGGAAAGUGCCUGCCAGGUGUUUGAUGAAAUGAAUAAGAGGGGUGUUGGUUUCAGCACGCUGGGAUUCGGGGUGUUUGUUUGGCGGGUUUGUAGAGAGGGUGAUUUGGAGAGGGUGGUGAGCUUGAUGGGUGAGGUCAGGGAAUGUGGUUCUGAAAUUAAUGGCUCUGUUGUGGCAGUUUUGAUUGUGCAUGGGUUGUGUCGGGCUUCUAAGGUAUCAGAGGCUUCGUGGAUGUUGGAUGAACUCAGGAGUAGGGGAUGGAAACCUGAUUUCAUGGCUUACUGGGUUGUUGCAGCAGUGUUCCGGUCAAUGGGAAAUGUGGCUGAUGAGGUGAAGGUUUUGAAGAUGAAGAGGAAGUUAGGGGUGGCUCCUAGAAGCAGUGAUUAUAGGGACUUGAUACUUGGCUUGCUUUCGGAGAGGCGGAUUUGUGAAGGAAAAGAAGUUGGGGAGGUUAUAGUUGGUGGUAAUUUUCCGGUUGAAGAUGAUGUUCUCAAUGCAUUGAUAGGAUCCGUAUCAAGUGUUGAUCCUGGUGCGGCGAUUAUGUUUUUCAAUUUCAUGGUUGAGAAACAGAGGUUCCCAACUAUUUUGACCAUCAGUGAUUUGAGUAGGAAUCUGUGUAGGCAUGGCAAAGUCGAUGAAUUGUUGGAGGUGUUCCACGUUUUGGAUUCUCAAAACUACUUCAAAGAUGUGGAGGGUUUCAAUGUAAUGGUGUCAUUUUUGUGCAAGGCUGGGAAAGUUAGAGAAGGCUAUACUGUUCUGCAGGAGAUGAAGAAGAAAGGGUUUCGCCCCAAUGUCUCUUCAUAUAAUUACAUAAUGGAAGCAUGUUGUAAGGAGGAUCUACUGCGUCCUGCAAGGAAGCUCUGGGAUGAGAUGUUUUCGAGUGGCUGUUGCGGGAACUUGAAAACAUACAACAUUCUUAUACAAAAAUUUUCUGAGGUGGGACAAGCUGAAGAAGCUCAAAUGCUCUUUUACCACAUGUUAGACAAGGGGGUGGAACCUGAUGUUAGAAGUUACAGUUUUCUUCUAGAAGGGCUCUGCCAAGAAGACAAGCUUGAAGCCGCUUUUGAGCUCUACAACAAGUCUGUCAAACAGGACAUCAUCCAUGCAGUAGACAUAUUGAAGUCGUUUAUAUUAUCACUCUGCAGGAAAGGACAUUUUAUGGCUGCAUCCAAAUUACUUUGCAGUCUCAAUCAUGACAUAGGAUGUGCAGAAUCCCAUGUAAUUUUGUUGAAAAGUUUGUCAGAUGCACAAGAGAUUCUAAUAGCCAUUGAGCACUUGAAGUGGGUUCAGGAAAAAUCACCUUCGAUACUACAAGAUAUAUGUACUGGACUUUUGGAUUCUCUUUCUUCUGCCACACGCCCAGAGCCAAUGUUACAAUUUCUUCAAAGAAUACAAAAUGUGUUUGAUUUCCCAUACUUUGAAGGAUCUCGAAGGCAAAUGUACAUCGACAUAUUUUUGGAAUUCAAGUUAAUCAUAGCAAGGAUAAAGCCUUCAAAGCAUAGUAGUAAUGUUCCAUUUCAGCUUGCUGCUCAUAUGGUUGUCCUGGGAUGA
Messenger RNA from Sphenostylis stenocarpa, 2061 nucleotides. Lineage: Eukaryota; Viridiplantae; Streptophyta; Magnoliopsida; Fabales; Fabaceae. The record is from the annotation of a GenBank genome assembly.